AUGCUCCGUCGUGUGUCGACGCGCGUGUUGCCUGCGGCGUGCAGUGCGGCCCAGAACGUGAGCGUACGCUUCUGCCUGGCCAUCAAAGUGCCUACGAUUGCCGAGUCCAUCAGUACGGGUAAGGUGGUGAACUGGACGAAGAAGGUCGGCGACGCCGUCGCAGAGGACGAGGUGAUUUGCCAGAUCGAGUCUGACAAGCUCAACGUCGACGUGCGUGCGCCGGCGAACGGCGUCAUUACGAAGAUCAACUUCGAGGAAGGGGCUGAUGUCGAGGUCGGCGCGGAGCUGUCCACGAUGAAGGAGGGCCCGGCGCCAUCGGCGGCUGCACCGCAGGUUGCGGCAGUCAAGUCGGACCCACCCAAGGCGGCGGCACCUACGGCAGAGGCACCAAAAGCUGUAGCCCGAGCUGCCGCAGAGCCUGCUGCUACUGCGGCCGUUGCCAAGCCCGCGAUGCACGCCGUUGCCGGCGCGGACCCGCGCACGAAAAGCGUCCGCAUCUCCUCCAUGCGCCGCCGCAUCGCUGACCGCCUCAAGGCUAGCCAGAACACGUGCGCGAUGCUGACCACCUUCAAUGAGAUUGACAUGACCCCGCUGAUUCAGCUGCGCGAUAAGUACAAAGACGACUUCCACAAGCGCCAUGCUGUGAAGUUGGGGCUAAUGUCACCCUUCGUGAAGGCGAGCGCGAUGGCGCUCAGGGAUGUGCCAAUUGUGAACGCAUCCUUUGGCAAGGACACCAUCGACUACCACGAGUUCGUAGAUAUCGCGAUCGCCGUGGCGACACCACGCGGCCUCGUUGUGCCUGUGAUCCGUGAUGUGCAGAACAUGAAUUUGGCAAACAUCGAGACCGCCAUCGCCGACUACGCCGCGCGUGCGCGCAUCAACAAGCUGACCAUGGCUGAGAUGACUGGAGGAACCUUCACCAUAUCCAACGGUGGCGUCUUUGGGUCUUGGAUGGGCACGCCUAUCAUCAACCCGCCGCAUAGCGCGAUCCUUGGCAUGCACGCAAUCAAGAAAAAGGCGUGGGUGGUGGGCAACGAGAUUAAGAUCCGCGACAUCAUGGCGGUCGCGCUGACCUACGACCACCGUCUCAUUGACGGUAGCGAUGCGGUGACCUUCCUAGUCAAGGUGAAAAAUCUGAUUGAAGACCCGGCGCGUAUGGUGCUGGACCUCUCGUAG
This is a messenger RNA of Leishmania braziliensis MHOM/BR/75/M2904, 1176 nucleotides long. RefSeq names its product putative 2-oxoglutarate dehydrogenase, E2 component,dihydrolipoamide succinyltransferase. The transcript has a single exon. Bases 1 to 1176 code for a protein of 391 amino acids. Lineage: Eukaryota; Euglenozoa; Kinetoplastea; Trypanosomatida; Trypanosomatidae. The record is from RefSeq and is a predicted model, not a curated record. Gene Ontology annotation, molecular function: acyltransferase activity.